Bursaphelenchus xylophilus (pine wood nematode) is the source of this 7921-nucleotide messenger RNA. The record is from the annotation of a GenBank genome assembly. NCBI's taxonomy places the organism in Eukaryota, Metazoa, Nematoda, Chromadorea, Rhabditida, Aphelenchoididae.
AUGGAGGCCAAAGAAAAGUAUAUCCAAGGAAAUAUAAAUACAAAUUACACUCCGUGCGAUGACUUCUACAACUUCGCGGCGGGAGAAAUGGACCUAACUGGUCUGCGCACCGGGCUGGAAAAUUAUGUUCUGAAGUUAAUAAAGGAUUCAAAAAAUCAUGCGGUAAGGAUGGGGGAGGUGAAUCGACUUGGCAAGGUAGGAUGUAAGACUUUAGGCGCCAGAUGAGCCAGCGAGAGACUAUAUGUUGUAAAAGUGUGGUGCAGCUGCACCGCUGUUUCACGAACAGCAAAACUUGUCCAUAACAUAGGAUUUAUGAGGUCUUUAACUCAAUUCUAGGCUAAUAGAACGAUUGACUGUACGUUGCAUUCAUGCAAAGACAUCUUUCGAAAAUUGGAUCCUGGGAAAAACCCCGUCUAUUCUUGCACACGGCCUCCAAGUCAAUUUUAACUUAGUGUCCAUCGAGAGACUACCAUGUCAACUAAAACCACGACUAACUGAAAAUCUUAAAUCAAACUUUCAGUACAGCAAAUCAACAAGAGAAUUUCAGCUUCCGGUAAUGCGCAAUGUGUACGAGCAAUACGAAACGUGCGACAAGGAUGAGAUUCCUUUCGUAGAACUGAACAUGACCGAACGAGUGGCGUUUGUCCUCAAACGCCUAAAGGACAUUCAAUUCCCGAUUCAGCCGACGGAUCACAGGAUAACCGACGAAAACAAGUACCGCAGGCUGAUCUUCCGAAUGUACCGCGCGCUCUUGGAACGGGGAUCCCGGCUGUUGAAUGAGGUGGCCAUCGAAGCUGCCAUGGGAUUCACCUUCCUCCGACCCAGCACCUUUGAACUGUCGGAGGAUGAGACGGGCCCAAUAUGGUAACGUAUAUAGUUGUUAAUGAAUCAAGUGUUGCUUUAAGGGAUGCAUAUUGCGCCGCAUCCAAUUGUACCUCUCGGGAUAAAAGUCAAGGCAACUAUGUCUAUCGUCUCGACCAAUUGAAAAACACUUCCAUUCCCGAGUUUGUCAGCAUAUUUUUUCGGUGCAAUAUCAGCAGCAUCAAGCAGGUUUAUACGCCGGUCUGCGACAACUGUAACGAAGGAAAUGAGGUAAGGGUUGUUUAUUCAGAAAGAGCGAAAUCUAUGCGCAGCAAACUACAGUGAGGGACCUGACCUAGGGGCAAAAAACAUACCAUUUUGCAUCUAGGAAGCAUCAAAAAAUGUGGCAAAAUACUCCCUCUCCAAGAGAAAAAACUCAGAUUUCAAAAGCACGCCCGCUCGUUUUGUAAUGGAAAGGGCGCGCCCUUCAAAACGAAGUUUUUUUACUUGGAGAGGGAAGCAUUUUGUUACAUUUUUGAUACUUCCCGGAUGCAAAUUGGUCGGUUUUUUGCCACUGGAUCAGGUCCUCCACUGUAGUGAGCAACAAAACUUGUAUAGAGCGGGCAGUUUCAGAGUUUCCAACAGUGGCGGACUUGAUCUAGUGGCAAAAAACCUACGGUUUUUUCUUCCAGGAAGUAUCAAAAAAAUGUAGCAAAAUGCCUCACUCUCCAAGUGGAAAAAAACUUCGUUUUGAAGUUCCCUCACAAAAAGAGGGUUGAACCUGAACUCUACCCUAAGCAUGGCUGCAAACCGGGCCAGCCGGGCUUAAAUCUCCAAGCCCGGCCCGGGCCCGGGCUUGGGAAAUUUGGAAAGCCCGGCCCGGUGCGGCCCGGAAAAUUUUAUACUGGUUUGGAAAGAAAGAAAGCGGGAAAUUAAAAGAAAAUUAUGGCAAAUAUUCGCAAGAUGUAAAGAAAAAUUUAGCAAAACCUAGGUACAUAAGGUCACUUUACGUUCGCUAUCAGCAUUGUGUUCGAAAAAAUGAAAAAUCCUAUUGUAAAAGCUUAUUUUUUCCUUUUUUCCGGGCAAAACUCAAAUUUCAAAAAACCGGGCCGGCCCGGGCCGGGCCGGGCCUGAAAAUCGAAGCCCGGAGUCGGGCCGAGAAGUUAGUCGGCCCGGCACGUCGUUUUUUUCUGCUAAUUAUGGUUUGUCCCACCACGACUAAAUUUAUCAGUGCCAAAAAGUUUUGGCGUUGUGCAAAAAUCGGAAAAUUCACUUUUUAUUUUCCGCAGAAACUAAAAUCGACCAGUGCUAAUCGGAGAGCAAAGAAAACAUUUCGAAAAUUAGUGGUAUAGGAACGUAAGUCGCUAUUUUCACUUUUUGUUUGAUUUUUAGGAAUCCAUUGAAAUCGGAUGUCUAGUAUAAUAUGAAGUUGAAUUUUCUCGAAAAGUAGCUCUGAAACCUGGUCUGAUUUUUUGUGUUCAGCUUCGUCAUAUCUUCAUGCAGCUCAUGAGCUAUCGAGAACCCCAAGAUUGGGAUCGAGGGUCAAGUUACCGGUCAAUCUUUUGUUAUUAUAGGUCAACUUUAGCGUGAAAUUCUGAGCUCAAGAAACGAUUUUACAAUACAGAUUUAGCGCAAGCGGCAGCCGCAACACGUCAAAUUUGCGUAAACACAAUUAUUUCGAUAUAUCGAUCAACCGUGUUGGCGUAAAACCGGUCGUGGUAAAUCAAAGUUUGUGGCGUUUCGUUCCGAUUUUUUCACUCAAUAAUGGAGCCGUCAAGCUAAAAAAUCACUUUUCAAUUACGCGCCAACGAUGUGCCCGGCCCGGGCCGGAAAAUUUUGCAAAGCCCGGCCCGGAGCCAUGCCUACUCUACCCCUUUUCUGAACUUUACCCCUUCAGAACUUUACCCCUUUUUCAACUCCACCCCUUGAAUGAACUUUACCCCUUUUUGAACACUACCCCUCAUUUUGAAAAUUGAAAAAAUGAGGUGUGACAUCUUAUACGAUGAAAAAUUUUUUCAAAUUGAGAAAAAUUAGGUGUGACACCUUAUACGAUGAAAAAUUUUUUCAAAUUGAGAAAAAUAAGAUGUGACAACUUAUACGAUGAAAAAUUUUUUCAAAUUGAAAAGAAUAAGGUGUGACACCUUAUACGAUGAAAAAUUUUUUCAAAUUGAGAAAAAGAAGAUGUGACAACUUAUACGAUGAAAUUUUUUUCAAAAUGAAAAGAAUAAGAUGUGACAACUUAUUCUUUUCAAUUUGAAAAAAAUUUUGCAUCGUAUAACAUGUCACACCUUAUUCUUUUCAGUUUGAAAAAUUUUUCAUCGUAUAAGAUGUCACACCUUAUUUUUUCAAUUUUCAAAAUGGGGUAGUGUUUAAAAAGGGGUAGAGUUCCGAUUUUUUGGCGAAAAUCAAAAAAGGGGUAGAGUUCAGCCUUUUUUGGGGUAGAGUUGAAAAAGGGGUAAAGUUCAGAUUGGGGUAAAGUUCAGAAAAGGGGUAGAGAUCUGCCGCAACGCAAAAAGAGCGCGCUUUUAAAAAAUCGGAGUUUUUUACUUGGAGAGGGAGAUAUUUUCCCACAUUUUUUGAUACUUCCCGGUAGCAAAAUGGUACGUUUUUUACCACUAGAUCAGGUCCGCCACUGUAUAUUGUAGUCAUUCUUUUCAAUCUUGCAAUAGGCGCCGACCUGGGCAUUACCGUUGCCGUAUAGCACGGUUGUUGUUGCCAAAAGUGCUAAAAGUUUCCAUUCUUAGGCCAUCCGAAAAAGGCUAUAUGGAAUUUAUUUUUGCCUGAUUUUACUGGCGCACCCUGUAGAGUCAACGUUAGGUCAAACUGAGCCUCCGUACAACGAAUCCCUUGAAUUACAAAAUUGGUUUUUGGUACCUCGCAAUUUGUUCUACAUUGGCUUGAAGUAUUUGAUGGUCUUAUAAAAAGAUAAAAAACAUUUAGAUGAAAUCCCGAGCCAGCCUUGUCAACGAACUGUUCGAAGCGUUGAUGUUUCGCCAGCCCUACACCAUCUUCAGUUGUAUCCUUUACGUCAAAGACGUCUUCCCCGCGUACCUUCAAAAGCUAGCGUUGGAUGACGCUAAAAAGAAUUUAACAAAUUUCAACUUAAUGAAAGAGGACUUCUUUACUGUUUUCAACUCGGUUUAUCAGGCAUCAGUCGAUGCUCUUGGCAGAAGUCGCGCCUUCAAGGACAAAGUAUUUAUGAAACACAUUGUGAAAGGCUUGAGGCUCAGUAAGAUGAUGUUCUUCGACUACCCCGUGUAUGAGGACGCAACUUUUUUGAAGUACUUUGCAAGUUCGGACUUUUCAAAGCCGUUCACCCACCGACUCAUGAACAACGUAAUUCCCUUGAUUAAAUUUGCCAGCGAGACAAAGAAUAAAGUGGCAUAUAUUCCGUCGGUGGAUGAGGUAAGUGGCUGCAGCUUCACAAAGCUCAUUAGCAGCAAGAUUCAUAUAUGUAUAUUGAAACCUCUGUGCAAUGAACCCUUCUUGAAGGGCCAAUUUUAGGCCAACCUAAUCCAAAGACAAAAAACGUGCCGUUUUACAUCCAGAAAGUAUCAAAAAUAUGGCAAAAUGCUUCCUUCGCCAAGUGAAAAAACUUCGUUUUGAAGGACGCCUAGCAAGAAGAGCGGGCGCGGUUUUGAAAUCUGAGUUUUUUCGACUUGGAGAGGGAGGCAUUUUGCUACAUUUUUUGAUACUUCCCGGAUACAAAAUGGUGCUUUUUUUGACAUUCGAUUAGGUGUGCCACUGUAUUAAUCCCAAAUUUUCAGAAAGCCCGCUACUUUGCGGAGAAAUUUUCCCUCGGGAUGGACUGGGCUCUCACGCUUCCCCCAAUAUACCAAACUGGGUUGUCACCGGUCAUUCUUUUCUCGUCGAUUGGAUCAAUAAUUGGCCACGAAAUUGCGCACUUUUUCAGUAAGCAUUUUCAAUAUAAUGAAAAAGUUGAAAGCCUACUAAUGAAAAAUUUGAAAGCCUUUGUCGGUUUUCUUUAAGAGUUCAAAUUUGAUUUUCAGAUGCGGUAUUUAACCUGGCAUUCCGAUAUCCAGAGUUGCAGAAGAUGAAAGAUUGUGUGGUUAAUUUGUACAAGGAUCAAUGUUCUCCGCAAAACAAAAGCAUCUGCAUUGAUUCGGAACUGUCGUUCGCUGAGACCUUCCCGGAUAUCAUGGGUAUGGACUUCUUUUACUUGUUGUAUACACAUUAGACAGUCAAGCAAUUCUUCUCUCUCUACCCGCUUUCCAAAUUCUCCAUGGUAUACUAGGUAGUGGAGAAUAUGAGACUUGAUUUUUAGCCCCACUUGGCCCCCUAAAAUUUCAGUUUUAGGUGCGCAAUGGUCCUACUCAGCAUUCAAAACCUACACCCUUCACAAGCAGUCAACACCGGCCGUCAAAAGUCGUCUCUUACAUUCAAUGAGCGAUGACGUCAUAUUCUUCAUCAACCUGGCUCAAACUUGGGCUUAUGGCCCGGACUGGAGUCGGUUCAGCCCCGCCCGACGUGAUCCCCAUCCACCGGCGCCAGUCAGAAUCUUCGGCAUGCUGGCCAACUUCCCAGCAUUUACAAACGCGUUCCGUUGCGAGCUGGGAUCAAAAUAUAAUCCGACAAAGAAAUGUGAUACAUUCAUUGGUGAGUUCUUCGGUGAUCCGAAUGUUACUGUCAAAUAUACAACAAUAAAGGCGUAGUCUGACGAAUUAAUGGGAUGAAAUUUGAAAACAAGCUUUGAGAUAAUACAGGUUGACAAAGACAUCUACAUAAAUACGAUUUUCGAAAUAAAUAUGAGUUGCAUUUGUUCUUUGUGGGAAAUCUGGACGAAAGAAUCAAAAAGUUGUUGGCCAGAAAGUCGACUCAUCAGAAAGAAGUUGAUCAGGAGGUCCAAGAACUAUUAUAACAAAAAGAAAAAAGGUGGAAGGAAGAAUGACAACACUCACGGAGAUGAAAGACGUCAAUGUUGUGACUUGUAAAGUGGUAAGUGGUGUCUGAGUUGGGUUGGGAGGGGGUUCUUGGUUGUUCUAGGCAGCUGAAAGGGAAGAGGAAUUCAAGGCGAUUUGAAGGUAAUGGGUCAAACUUUCUAUAGUUAGCGGCAUAAAAGUUUAGGGUGGUUUGAGUUGGGUUAAGAGGGAAUUUUAUAUUGCACUAGGUGUCUGGAUGGGGGAAAGUUGAAUUGAAGGUGCUUGUGUGGAAAAUGGGGAUCGACGUUGAAUACGAAGGAAGCUAGUAGGUGUUGCUACGAACUAAAGCAAUUUUAAAUUGGUGUCUUAUUGUUAUUUCGGCUUAAAACUUGGCUUUAUGUUGUACCAGACAGGUGGAAAGUAAAAAUUGAUUUUUGGCAGGAAAUUAGUCUCAAUAUGGGAUAUUUACAAGAUUAUUUGUCCAAGAAUAAAACCAAUAAAAAAGUUACCGAAAAAUUUUUCGAUUCUUAUGCAAAUUUUGCACUAAGAAGAUUGAAAUCUAAAUUGGUCCCUUCAUUCUUUUCACACUCUCGUCUCUCCGCGCGGUGCUUCCGACAUGAUGCUCCUUCGAGAGCUGAGUUCUACUUCUCGAUAACGACCUUUCUGCAGAGUCUCAACUUUUGAGGGUCAAGUCCCGAACGAGUUCCAGAUAAUAACCCAUGCAAAAGGUAAUGAUGGAGUUUUUAUUCGAUACACGUACAAUCCGUCCGAGAAAAAUUUGACGUAAGUGGGACGCGGGUGCAAAAUUUCAAUUUUAUGUGCAAGAAUUCAUCUAGUAAAUUGGUGACCCUAAUUUUGUGGAUUUUUUUAGUUCGACAGGGAGGUAUUUUGCUGCGUUUUUGAUACUUGCCGGAUGCAAAAUGAUACGUUUUUUGCCAGCCGAUUCGGUCCGCCACUGUAAAAACAUUUCAAAAGUGUUCAAAUUUCGCAAAAAUUCUUUUUCCAGUCUCGAAACGAAAAAAUUAAACGGUUAACCCGAAAUGUCGUUGACCCGAUCUGUCCCUGACCCGAAACGCCGUAGCGGUCGGCCCAGCCCGGGGGCCGGAAGAGGUCGGCCCGGCCCCGGGGCCUUUAAAACUCGUUCGGGGCCCACUAGCCAUGUCUAGUGUAACAUAACCUACUUGCAGCCGUCAUCGCGCCUUCCAUGUUCGCUACGAGUUCUCCACUGCGAUGGGAAUGCGGACGCCGAAGAAGUGCACGGACGGUUUCGAUGUAGUGAAGCUGAAGAGUGGCAAGAAACUUGUCGUCCCGGUGAGUUUUGUGACUAUUUGUGCUUCUUUGAUGGUUACGAAUAACGCGCUUUGUUUCAGAGGGUAAUCGAUAAUGUGGAGGCGAAGCGAAGGCGAAUUUGGUGCAUUUUACGAAUACAAGUACCAGGGGACAUCGUACUGGUACAAGUUGGAGGCAAACCUAGGCCCCAGAUACAAGCAACCGCUCGCCAGCGAGAGCGGCGUCUACCAGCUGGUGGAGAAAUAUUUCAAGAGCCCAAAAAACGGUAAGUUGGAUGCGGACCAAAAAAAUUUUUUCUUGUUUCCGACAAAAAACUCGGUUUUCAUAAUGGUACAAGCCAUAAUUAGCACUAAAAAACGACGUACUGCGUAGGCGCGUUUUCAGCGAACUUUCAGUUAGCACAUUGGCUGCAGGAAAAGGCAUUUCUCGGUUUGCAAGAAGAGCGUCCCUGAUUAAAAAACUUUUAAGCCCCCUUUGUUUCAGCUUCUUUUACUUUGGCGGCAUGCUCGGCUGCUGUCAAUUCUCCGUAGGCGUCUACUGCAUGCGGGUCAAAAAUUUUGGUCCAAACUUUCGCGAGAAUCAAGGAGAGCGUGUUCUACGCCAAGCAAGACCAAGAUACUUAUCGGGUGAGUGCUUAUAUUUUUCUUCUACCUUAUAUUUUUCUUCUUCAGUUCGUAAUUACUGCUAUUAGAAUCGGCUCGGAACGCUCGGCCUUCUAUCCAAUUCCUGAACUGGCUACCACUCACAUCCACGCGAAGAAAGUGUUGAAUGUGGAAGAUGCGGAGAGUCUGCUCUACAUGAGCUUGGGCAUGAUGGCUACAUUGCCUUGGGCGGGAAUGAAGAAUAUUGAAGAGAUUCGAAAGGCCAAGUUAGAGUGCACUGACGUAUGCGAGGUGCCCACGGCAACCCAAAGUAGAACUUUUGUUUAUUGCAGUUGUGUUGUUAGAUAA